Messenger RNA from Saccostrea echinata, 1470 nucleotides. Its product is annotated as guanine nucleotide-binding protein G(s) subunit alpha-like. The transcript is spliced from 8 exons. Gene Ontology annotation, cellular component: heterotrimeric G-protein complex. Gene Ontology annotation, molecular function: G-protein beta/gamma-subunit complex binding; G protein-coupled receptor binding; GTPase activity. The coding region runs from base 102 to 1397 and encodes 431 amino acids. The record is from RefSeq and is a predicted model, not a curated record. NCBI's taxonomy places the organism in Eukaryota, Metazoa, Mollusca, Bivalvia, Ostreida, Ostreidae. Gene Ontology annotation, biological process: adenylate cyclase-modulating G protein-coupled receptor signaling pathway.
UUACCGAUUUUUGUCAAAUGUGUUUAAUUGCGAGAUAAACUAACUUCAGGACUUUUUUAAAAGAAAUUUCAAAUUAAAGUGAAAAGAAAACUGAUGCUGCCAUGCAGGAGACAAUGAGGCUGUGUUUUAGUAGUGCGUACGAGGAUAGAUUCGGUUGUUAUCAAUCCCAAGAGGAUGCUAAAAAAGCCAAGCUUAGGAAUAAACAGAUCAGCAAGAUCUUGAAGCAGCACCAAAAGGAGGAGUUAAAGAAACUGAAACUAUUGUUACUUGGUACCGGGGAAUCAGGGAAGAGUACAUUAACGAAACAGAUGAAAAUAAUUCACAUAAACGGAUUCGAUAUGAGGGAGAGGCUUGAUAAAGUAUGUGAUAUAAGAAAGAAUAUUAAGGAAUCAAUAGUGGUUCUUCUUUUGGCCAUGAAUCAACUCGAAAUACCUUUGGAAAACAGGGACAUUUUCAGCAGUCAAGAGUUCAUUUUGCAGGAGGCUGGGAAUCCUGAAAUUCACAGAACAAACGAAUUUUUGGAACAUGCCGAAAAACUGUGGACAGAUGCUGGAGUACAGGAAUGCUACAGUAGAUCUCACGAGUUUCAGCUGAUUGACUGCGCCAAAUACUUUCUGGACAAAAUUCAUGAAAUCAAAAGUCCUGCAUACGUUCCAUCCGAUCAAGACAUUCUUAGAUGUCGAUGUGUUACAACCGCUAUUCAGCAUGUUGAAUUUGGAAUUCCUGACGGAGGUAAUCAGGUGAAAUUUAACGUAUACGAUGUCGGUGGACAGCAAGGCGAACGCAAGAAGUGGAUCCAAGUGUUUGAUAGUGUGACCGCCAUUCUAUUUGUUGUGGACUGUAGCAGUUUCGAUCAAACACUUCGUGAGGAUCCAACUAAAAAUAGACUUUUAGAAGCUUUGGAGAACUUUGACCAAGUUUGGAACAAUAGAUUCCUUCGAUACGUGUCAGUGCUUCUCUUCAUCAACAAAAUUGAUGUCUUGGCAGAGAAAAUUUCUAAGGGACGAAAUAUUUCAGAUCUUACCAGGAAGUAUCCAGACAUAUUUCCGGAUUUUGAUAAAUUCAUUCCAACUGAUUCAGAGAAACUUCACUUUUUGGAAUCCUUUGCCUCUAAUUCACCAGACAAUAGGAGAAAAUCUCCACCAUCUUAUCGCUCCGAUGUUCACCCAGAAACUGUCAAAACAGCUAUUUAUAUCAGACAUCUGUUUAUGAAAAUCGUGAGGGGUGAGUUGCAUUUGAAGGAGAGAAUUACAAAACAGGAUAAACACUGGCAUGAUGAGCACGGAUGUGAAGCCUUUUAUACGUGUGCGAUUGACACUGACAAUGUCCAAAGAGUCAUGAACGGCUGCCGGACACUUAUUGUACAAAACCAUCUGAGGAGAUAUGGAAUCAUUUAAACAGGACUGUUAGUUUGUUCCUAUUCGAAGUGAUAUUAGGACAUAGACUUUAAUUAAUUAAAAAGUGGAUAGA